Malassezia japonica is the source of this 693-nucleotide messenger RNA. RefSeq lists its product as uncharacterized. The record is from RefSeq and is a predicted model, not a curated record. The transcript is spliced from 2 exons. Gene Ontology annotation, cellular component: endoplasmic reticulum membrane; endoplasmic reticulum. Lineage: Eukaryota; Fungi; Basidiomycota; Malasseziomycetes; Malasseziales; Malasseziaceae. The coding region runs from base 1 to 693 and encodes 230 amino acids.
AUGCGGAUCGCGCAACUGGUGCUCGGAGCGUGCCUCGGCCUUGGUGCCGUGCUGUGUGCCGAUGAGGCGCCGGAGCUGAAUGUCGUGACGACCUUCCCGAACAACCCCUUUUCGCUGGUGCAGAACGGCCGCUCGAACCGCGUGGUGUUCUCGGUAACGCACCCCCCGAAGGCCGACCGCGCGUUGGUCCUGGAGGAGAUCACCGGCGCGUUCCUCAACCCCGCCAAGGCGGAUGGGCAAAAGAGCCGUGUCAUGCGCAACAUGACCACGACCAAGCUCAAGUCGGUGCCAGUGCGCAACGUCAACGGCCAGCCCCUCCAAAUUCCGUACGAUUUUUACUCGGAGUUUAAGCCGCAACAGCUCGACGUCGAGUUCCGCUUCAAGGUGCUUGACCAGGGCAACUCGAAGCGCUACAACAUCAACGUGUACCGCGGCUCGGUGACGGUCGAAGAGCCGGCGCAGUCGCUGCUGGACCCCCAGCUUCUGUCGGUGUACGCGCUGCUGGCGUUGCUUGUCGGCGGCAUUGCGUACGUCGCCUACACCUCGUACGUCGCACCCUCGCUGCGCACCAAGGCGCCGGCCAAGAAGCGCACGGCCGCGCCUGCGCCUGCGCCGGCCUCUAGUGCGAGUGACGACUGGCUGCCGAAGGAGCGCAAUCUGCGCCCGCGCAAGCAGGCGCCCAAGAAGAAGUAG